GUGUCCUCAGCAGGAACUGCACAGAGAACGGUUGGUCUGUCGUCUACCCCGCCAUCACCAUCGCCUGCUGGUCGAACAACACAGAUGAACCCAGUGAGCUGGUCUUCUACAAAGUGGUGAAGAUACUGUCCACUCUGGGCCACAGCCUGACCCUCAUCUCUCUGCUCACCAGCACCAUCGUCAUCUGUUUGUUCAGGAGGCUGCACUGCACGAGGAACUACAUCCAUCUGAACUUGUUUGUGUCGUUCAUGCUGCGAGCCGUGGCCGUGCUGGCCAAGGACACGCUGCUCUUCUCAGCCGAUGAAAACACAGACUGCAGCACGCAGCCAUCGCUGGUGGGCUGUAAGGCCAGUCUGGUGUUCUUCAACUACUUCAUCAUGGCCAACUUCUUCUGGCUGCUGGUGGAGGGUCUCUACCUGCACACGCUGCUGCUCGUCAUCCACAACUACUCCAUCCGCCUCUCCAUCUACAUGCUCAUCGGCUGGGGAAUCCCUUUUGUUUUCAUGGUUGCGUGGAUCAUAUGUAGGAUAAACAUGGAGGACACGAGGUGUUGGGAGAUGAACGACAACCCUGUCCCCAAUAGACUGAUCGACUGGCCCAUCGUGGCAUCUGUCAUCAUCAACUUCAUUAUCUUCAUCAGCAUCAUCCGCAUCUUGGUGCAGAAGCUGCGCUGCACUGACGUCGGAGGAAAUGAGCAAUCGCAAUACAAGUACGCUCCCAGAACACCAGGACAUAUUUUACCUUUUAUUUAUUUGAUUUUUACAUUACGUUAG
Molecule: messenger RNA, 773 nt
Organism: Micropterus salmoides (largemouth bass)
Lineage: Eukaryota; Metazoa; Chordata; Actinopteri; Centrarchiformes; Centrarchidae
Product: vasoactive intestinal polypeptide receptor 2-like
Exons: 7
Biological process (GO): cell surface receptor signaling pathway; adenylate cyclase-modulating G protein-coupled receptor signaling pathway
Cellular component (GO): plasma membrane
Molecular function (GO): vasoactive intestinal polypeptide receptor activity; peptide hormone binding; G protein-coupled peptide receptor activity
Source: RefSeq, a predicted model, not a curated record